AUGCGUUUGCCAGUGGGCACCGCCGUGGCUGCGUGGGCAGUUACGUCGGCCUGUCAGAGCCUGCCUUACCCUGGCUCGGAUGAGUUUGAGGAGGCUUCCACACGGUGGUCCAGUUUAGAGUCACCCACCGUGAGUAUCGUCGUCGUUCCCGGCACCGGGAAUGGUCUCGUAGAGACGGUGAAAUUCGCGCAGAGGCAGGAAUUGCCUUUCCUGGCUUCCAAUGGCGCCCAUGGAGCAGUCACCACUCUAGGCAAGAUGGCCAGUGGUAUUGAGAUCUACUUCGACCGGCCCAGCGGGGUCCACAUCGCCCAGGAUGGCAACACCGUUACGAUUGCUGUCACUGGUACGUGCAAAUGCGUCAGCUACCUCGGCACUGCCUUGGGUGGUGGCUCCGGCUGGCCGCAGGGCCGCCACGGGCUGAUUGCUGACCAGUGCGAGUCGAUAGACAUCGUGCCGGCCAACGGCAUUCUGAUCACUCUGAACUCCAACUCCGAGCUCUGGCGGGCCGUGAAGGGAGCUGGCCACAAGUUGGCCCGGAUGUGUUCCGUAGUACUAGGUCAAUCCCAGCUUCUGCGGUAA
This is a messenger RNA of Aspergillus pseudotamarii, 579 nucleotides long. RefSeq lists its product as uncharacterized. NCBI's taxonomy places the organism in Eukaryota, Fungi, Ascomycota, Eurotiomycetes, Eurotiales, Aspergillaceae. The coding region runs from base 1 to 579 and encodes 192 amino acids. The transcript is spliced from 4 exons. Gene Ontology annotation, molecular function: flavin adenine dinucleotide binding. The record is from RefSeq and is a predicted model, not a curated record.